Molecule: messenger RNA, 897 nt
Organism: Podospora bellae-mahoneyi
Lineage: Eukaryota; Fungi; Ascomycota; Sordariomycetes; Sordariales; Podosporaceae
Product: putative secondary metabolism biosynthetic enzyme
Exons: 1
Coding region: 1-897 (298 amino acids)
Molecular function (GO): oxidoreductase activity, acting on the CH-OH group of donors, NAD or NADP as acceptor
Source: RefSeq, a predicted model, not a curated record
AUGGCCACCUCAUCUCCUCGGACGACGAAUGUCUGGGAGGUUGUCGACUUUGUGGGAACUCAUCACGACACGUACGCGGCAAUCUCCCCGGCCGAUGCGGACUUGUCUGGAAAAUCGGUUCUCAUCACGGGCGCCUCCAGGGGAAUCGGCAUGGCAACCGGUAUUCGCUUUGCCGUGGCUGGAUGUUCCAAGAUUGCUCUGGCAGCCCGCUCUUCUCUUCGUCAGGCCGAGCAAGAGAUCAAAGCUGCUGCUGUUGCCGCAGGCCGAGAGGAACCUCUCGUCCUUACCCUGAACAUGGAUGUGACCGUGGAGGAGUCGGUCACUGAAGCUGUGGAUAAGGUAUCCAAGGCAUUUGGAGGAAGUCUGGAUGUCCUGAUCGCCAACGCGGGCUACCUGCCAGAAUGGAGACCUGUUGUGGAGUCUGAUCCGACGGAAUGGUGGAAGACUUGGGAGAUCAACAUAAAGGGGACCUAUCUUUGUGCGAAGUCUUUUAUCCCGCUGCUGUUGGAGUCUUCCAUCAAGACAUUCAUCACCGUCUCCUCUGCUGGAGCACACGCACUGUUCUACGGAGCCUCGGCAUACCAGACCACCAAAUUUGCAACCCUAAGGUUCACCGAGUUCAUCGACCAGGAGUACCACGACAAAGGCCUGAUUGCUAUUGCGAUUCACCCAGGAGCGGUCAAAACAGAACUGGCAUUGAAUAUGCCCGAGGAGCAUCAUACCAUCCUACAGGACACGCCCGAGUUACCUGCCGACGCCAUGGUAUGGCUUGCCAAGGAACGCAGAGAGUGGCUUGCGGGCCGAUUCUUCAACUGCUGCUGGGAUGUCUAUGAAUUGGAAAAUCGGAAAGAGGAGAUCAUAAGCCGUGACUUGCUGAAAUUUAGACUUACUAUCUGA